This is a messenger RNA of Peromyscus californicus insignis, 8261 nucleotides long. It is a transcript of the gene Snai3, whose product is annotated as snail family transcriptional repressor 3. The record is from RefSeq and is a predicted model, not a curated record. Gene Ontology annotation, biological process: regulation of DNA-templated transcription. The coding region runs from base 4628 to 5800 and encodes 390 amino acids. NCBI's taxonomy places the organism in Eukaryota, Metazoa, Chordata, Mammalia, Rodentia, Cricetidae. Gene Ontology annotation, molecular function: DNA-binding transcription factor activity, RNA polymerase II-specific; RNA polymerase II cis-regulatory region sequence-specific DNA binding. The transcript has 5 exons.
UCUUCCCGGCCUCUGGGUGGCCUACAGAAUGGUGGAGACAUUAGCAUAGUCUUUGGCUCCUGUAUCUUACCAUUCUGAGGCUGGUUCCUGGGUCUUGUGAGGCAGGCCAGCUAUUGUAACUAGUCCAGGAGGGGUUCCCUGCUGCCCUCUAGCCCACCGAGGGGUUCUCCUAACUGAGGAGAGCUGGGCAUGGUGGCUCAUGCAGGGAGUACCCAGCACUCAAGAGCCUGUGCUACGUGGCAAGCUCCAGGAGGUGAGUAAAGACUACAAAUAAGACCUUGUCUCAAAACAACAAAGAGCUGAGGAGUCAACCUGGCAGCCAGGCUCACCACAGCAGAUAUGGGUAGACUGCUGCGUGCCUUACUGUCCCACUUAGUUCUCAGGUGGCACCCAGUGGCAGGUCUCACUUAAGUGGGACAUGGGCAGGCAAGUCAAAGCCUCCCACCCACAGGCUGUAACUUGAGAGGGACUGGUUGCUGGACCAAUGAAUAAAUACCCCGUAAGAAGCAAAGUCACCUUCAGACUUCCAUCUGGGAGGUUCCCGUGGCUGGGGGGGCCUUUACAGGCAGUGUCGGGUUCUGGGGUCAGUAGUGCUGCAGCAAGGCUGGCCUCCCUGGUGAUCCAGACGUGGGCCCUCUCUGAGCUGUCAGCUACAUCUGAGAGCCCUCAGAGCAAGGCUGCUGUGUGCUCAUCCCCCGGCUGCCACCUAAGCCUGCCGCUUCUUGGACAGGCACUCAUUGUCCAACAGGAACUGAAGUGGUGCUCUCACAGGCCCAGGCCUGUGCUAUGACUGACCACAGUGACACAUCAGAGAGCAUGAUCUCUGGGUGCCCAGGAAACCCUGGAGGCAGCUGCAGACCAGUCACAGCAGGCCGUGACCUCAGCCCCAACCUUCACAUGCGAUGCUUCCUGAUUUCCUCUGUGCUGGCGCUGUGGAGGCCACUCUGCAAGCCCGGUCUCUAAGGCUCCUCAGAACAGCAGAGCCUGCACACCUGUGGGGGUGGGGAAAGAGGAAGAAUGGCAGGUUGUAAAGCCAUUUGUCCAUCAUGGUCACAUGUUACAUCUAGGUCGGGUACAGGGCACCCUGAUCUCCCGGGCUGUGCUCUGCUUCCUGGAUAGUGCAGGCAGUAGAUCUUGGGGCUCACCGGAUCAAGUGUGGUCUCGUUAGCCCCUUGUACACUGUGGUGUCUGGUCUCAUCCCUCAAGAGGACUGGGGGAGGGAGUGAGGAAGAACCACACCCGUCUGCCCCUGCUGUUACUAGGAGCAGAAGCAAGGGGCAGGAAGGGGUCCCUUUCCGGUGUCCCACAUGACUAGCUACUCUUUGAGUACAUGGUUCCCACUUGCCUGGAUAGAUGAUAAUUAAACCUACCACAGGUUAGCCAGGUGUGGUGGCACACGCCUUUAAUCCCAGCACAUGGGAGGCAGAGGCAGAUAGAUCUCUGUGAGUUUGAGACCAGCCUGGGCUACAAAGUGAGUUCCAGGACAGCCAGAAGUGUUACACAGAGAAACCCUGUUUCCAAAAACCAACAAUAAAACAAAACAAAGCCCUAACCUACUACAGGCAGAGCAAUCCCUGAGUGAACAGAAACGACAAAGGCAGGAGGUGUCGGUCUUAUCAUUUACACAUACCUCCCCCAAAUGGGUCCAUUAUUUAAUCUACCCCAUGAUGAAAUUUAGCCCAUACCCUCUCUUUCUGGCCUUGUAGAACUCUUGAUUCCUUUCUUUGAUUCAGUCCAUGGAAGCCCUAAGGCUACCUUUCAAGGCUGUAGGAUGGGAUGUGACAGACACCUCCUGUGCCCAGGAGGGCUGACACCCUUCUCAGCUGUGUCUGGGCUUUGAGGGCAGUUGCCCCUUUAGCUAAGCCAUGAGGCAGCAUCCACCUGAAGGUACUACCUAGUCUUCUUCCCCCAUUGGCACCUUCCCCAUCUUGGCACCUGCAGAUGGCUCCACAUCUAGGAGUCUCUGGAGGGACAUCAGAGUAAAUCCCGAGGAGGGCAGGAAACCCAGACAAGGCGGAUGUCAGCAGACCCAUACCCAGGUGAAGCAGUCUUAGAUUCAGAAAGCAGCCAACCAUUCCCUUGUAUUUUCUGGGGGAAAAAAAAAAUCUUUGGAGACAGGUAGCUAGAAUCUGCGAUCCUAGUGGGGUACCCCGUAGAACAGAGGGGCAACCACUCUUCUUGAGAGCCUCACACACGAACCUAUUGCCAUAAAGUCUGCCAGAGGGAGGGACGGAAUAGUCUCCCCAGGCUGUGAGCAAAUCAGCACAGUGUCUGCAAUCGGGUAGUCCCUGUUCUUAGAUGUGGCUCACCUCUAAGCUGAAAGUUCAGCAAGCUAGGCCCUUUUCCCACCUUGGACUACUCCAGGAAUAGUAAAAGCUACCUGGGCCUCCCCUGUCACCCACCCACACACUCAACCAUCCUCCCCCAGCCCAUGACGCCCUGCGGCAUCCAAGGCGUCAGAAGCCUGGGCUGGCAGCAACAUGCCCUUAGUUUCACGUUAUGCAACAGCACCAGAAGCUAGCCCCCUGCUUCCUAGAAAGCACCCUGACCACAGGUUCCCGGACCUUCCUCUCAGGAAAGGGCUAGGUCGUCAACUAGAGGCAAAAAUCAGAGCAUGGGGAUCCUCAGCCUCAGGCCUCUAAGGAACUGUCAGUGAUCUCCACGUCUGUGUCUUAGGAGAUCUGUGUGCUCCCCCACAGCACUGGAACACAGUGCUGUAUGAUGUGUGUGUGUGUGUGUGUGUGUGUGUCCUGUAUGGUUUUCAAGGCUUCAGCACUGUAUGCCCCCACACCUCACUUCUGAACCAAACAACCCGUGCCCAGCUGCACUUCACCCACCCACCAGCCCGCCUGGCUGCAGGAGUCUGGCCUUCCCGUGAUUCUUGAAGCACAUUUGUAUGGUGUGCUUGGUGCUCACCUACUUAGUGUAGGAACACCCCUGUUUGAGCUCAUGAGGCCUUAGAGAAAUAGUCAGAAACCACUGUUACCAUUGGAUGAAAGGAUUUUGGAGACCCCGCCCCAAGCUUGUCCGAGAGGAGUGAGUGGAGCCUUCCAGCUUCCUGCUCAGCUCACCUGGAAACCACGGCAUUGCAGAGCACCCAGCCCCUCAGCUGAGAUGUAAUGUCAGGAGAAAGGCUCCCUGUAUGUGAAACACCUGGGCAGGCCAGGCAGGUGAGAGGUGGUAGCACAAAGUCUGUCAGUGAGCUGCCUUCCUCUUGGGCCCUCCCCUGUGAGAUGUCAGCCCUCUCUGCCCUCUCUCUGAACAUUCAAAACACUGGAGGAAAAGGCUUCAUCCACACAUAGUAGGUGUCAAGGCCUAGUGUGGUUCACGGACUCUCUCUACAAAGGCCAAAGAAUGUCUCCAACUGAGAUCUCUUGGUAGUAAGUGGGAAGACUGAGCCAGCUCCCUCAUUCUGAGCUUUUUCUCAGGGAAGAACAGGGAGAAGAUGGGUUGGUGAGGCUGUUUGCAGACCACACCUCCCUCGUGUGCUCAAUCCAGUUCUGAACUCCAGAAACACUGAGAGACCAUAGGGGAGGCUGUGGUCCUGGGAGGAUGAGACACUGAGAGCAGGGGGCAGUGACAGUACUGUGUCCCCCACAAGCACUCAGAAAUGGACUGUGGAGUUGAGGACUGGGAUGUGCUCAUCCACAAACCUGCCAUGUUGGAGCCCGCUGCUCCAACUUUUUCAGGAUGCCAUCUGUGCAAGUGUCAUGGGAUGCUGGGAUGGAGUACCACAAAGUGGUUCUCUGUGGGAACACCAGAGCGUGUUUGGAGGCCAGAAGUCCCACAUGGAUGUGUGUCAGAGCUGUGAGGGAAGGUGGCAAGGACUCCCCAGUUGCUCACUGCUCAGGCCUUAGGACUCUAUCCUGACUCUCCCCGCUGACCCUGUACAACCCCGGUCCUAACAACAGGUGGCUCCCUACACUGUGCACACUUAAGUCUAAUUACCCUCUUUGUUAGGACAUUAAUCAUUAGAUUAGAACCCAAACUAAUGAUCUCCUCUUGAAUCAGCAACAUCUGCACAGACAGCAUUUGAAUCAAAUCACACAGUUGUAUCCCAUUGAAUUGACAUAGUCCAACCCAUGACACCCUCUACUAGUUCAAUCAAUACAUCAGGGAUCAAGGCAUGGGCAAACCAUGACUUCUCUUGUGGGCAUGUUAGUGGAGGCCCCAGUGAGGUAGCAUUUGGAGUUAGUUGUCACUGUGAUAAAGGGGUGGGUGUCUGCCUCAUUCUUGUCAGGGCUGCUGGUUUUCCUGAGGCCUGCUCCACACAUGCUUCUUGGGGUUGCUGGGAGCUGCAUGGGACCUACAGAGCAUGGCUGAAGCCUAUGAGUUGGAUCCCAAACCUGAGUUUCUGCUAAAGGAGGUGAAUGAACAGCACAGCAUGUAGGCAGUAGAUCAACAAAUGAGUACUCACAGCAGCAUCUAACCAGCCAGAAGUGUGGGCCAGGCCUCGCUCUGUUGUCCACAGACCUCUGAGAACCUUGGUUUUCUCCUAUGCAAGUAGAACGGAAUGACUCCAUCUACUGUGCUCUGAAUGCCAGAGUGACUCAGCCCUCUUCCCCCAACUGUCUCUGACUCUGAAGAUUCACCUUCUCUUCCCAUCUCAGCCCACAGAUGCCAAGGAAUGGCGUGUUACAGGGUCGAUGGCCAGCCCCCGCGGGGUCGGUGCGUGACCGCGGCGCGGGCCAGCCAAGUCCCGUGGGGCAGACACCGCCGACCACGCGGCGGGUUCCCCGCCCGCGCACCUGUCCUGGGCGUGGCUUCGCGGCCCCGCCCCGCCGCGCUCCGCGCUGGUUGGCCGAGGAGGGGCGCUAUGCUAAUGAACCUGACCCUUCUCGCACCUGCCGGCCGCGCUGCCCGCGGGCACCGCGCGGACCCUACCACCCGUAUCCCGCUGCGGGCUCGAGAUCCUGCCGCCUCUAGGGAGGAGACCAUGCCGCGCUCCUUCCUGGUGAAAACGCACUCCAGUCACAGGGUCCCCAGCUACGGGCAACUGGAGACACAGAGAGAGGCUAAUGGCUCCAGCUCUGCCUGUGAGGAGCCGGUGGGAUCCUGCCACCUGCCAGAUGAGGAGGCCCCUUCCACUCCUCGUGCCCCUCUGCAGCCCUGGGACAGCACGUCUGCCGUUGCCUGCAUCUCUCUGCCUCUUCUGUCACAUCAUGGGGAAGCACUGGGAGCCUCUGGGCCCAAACCCCAGGAAACCGGCUGGGUGGGCCCUCGGGCUGGCCAGGCCCCCAGUGUUCCCCUCAAAGACAGUUUCAAUCUGCCCUCACUGUUGGUGCUGCCCACACGAUGGCCCCCAAUCCUGGGCCCAGAUGGAGCUCUAGAUAAACAACUAAGGGCCGAGGGAACAUCUCGAGUCCCGGGCAGUUUUGAAUGCAUCCACUGCCACAGGCCCUAUCAUACACUGGCCGGCCUGGCCAGGCACCAGCAGCUGCACUGCCACCUGUCGGCUGGGCCCGCCUUCACCUGCAGGUACUGCGACAAGGAAUAUGCCAGCCUGGGGGCCCUCAAGAUGCACAUCCGCACCCACACGCUGCCCUGCAUCUGCAAGGUAUGCGGCAAGGCCUUCUCCAGGCCCUGGCUGCUCCAGGGCCACAUCCGCACCCAUACAGGUGAGAAGCCCUAUACUUGUCCUCACUGCAGCAGGGCCUUUGCUGACCGCUCCAACCUGCGGGCUCACCUGCAGACCCAUGCUGGUACCAAGAAGUACCGCUGUACCGUCUGCACCAAGGCUUUCUCCCGCAUGGCUCUCUUGGCUCGGCAUGAGGAAGCUGGCUGCUGUUCUGGCCCUUAGAGGCACAGCAGAGUGGAGGGACCAAGACUGACUGUAGUCUCAGUGGCUCUAUGUCAUCCAGGACAAUCAGAGGAGGCAGGGCCCAGCCCACUGUUGCCUGGGUCCAGCCAGAACCAAGAAGCCCAGUAGAGCCUUGAAGCAUCUUUCCCCAAGGCCUACAUUCAGAGUAGAUGUAUCACCACAAGACUCACCAAAACAAGAACCAACAGUUUCAUGUUCAGCUUGGCCUGUCUGCUGGACCUAUUCCAAGAAGGAGAGACUAUUGGGAAGUGGCUAACACCGGACAAAUCCCACCAUGACACCAGUGAGCCUGGCCACCUGGGUCCCUUAGUGUGCAACUUGAAAUGAUCAUUUUUACUUGAGAGCACAAGGUCUGUAUAACAUUGGGAAGCACAGCUACCUCUCAGCCAGCCUCACUUGCCUUUGCCCUUGGGUUGGAGACACAUUUUCUCUUGCCCCUUAUGUACACAUGCAUUCACACACAUGAGCAUGCAUAUGUCCCAGCUCCUCCCCCUGAGAUGAGGCAGGGCCAGGGAGGAUCGGGCUGAUGCCAGGUCCUGCCUCAUCUCCAUUGUCCUGCUUGGAGCUGGCCUCAGUGACUGCUUAAUGUCUCAGCAGAGCAGCCGUGAGGUAAUGAAUGAAGAGCCUCCACACUCAGGCCUCCUGUCUUGAGCCUUGAAGUCUUGAGUCUUUACCAAUCCACUUGAAUCUAUGGAGGAGGCAGAAUUCUCCAGGGGCAAUGGGAUUCCAGAUAACCUGGGCCUUUCUGGGUACAGGGCAGGCAGGAGACUGAGGGCAUCUUGUGGGAGCAUUUCAGAGCCCUGUGAGGCUGGGGCCUUCACUGGAAAUGGAACCUGAGAGAGAAGCUGCACGAAGUGAUUUGGCCUGGAAAAUGGAGAUGAGCCUACAACUAACAGCAGGGUUAAGGGGCCCGUGGAGGAUGCUUGGACAGGACCAAGGCUGAGAACUGCUAGGAAUACUAUGUGCAGCUGAGUAGCAUCCUGAGCCCAGAACAGGGAAGGACUUGCUUCUUCCAUUGGAUCUGGUUGACUCUAGUUGGCAUUUGGACAGAGAAAGGAAACCCACAGAGUCCACAAGAGAGAAUUCUUGACACCUUUUUAGGUAAGAGGCUAUCGGGCAAUCCACUUCUGGCCCAGAACAAGGGACAUGAGCCAGCAUCCUUUGUUCAGGCCCAGUAACAAAGGCCCAGCUUCUUCUGGGCUUCCAGGAGCCUGCUAGAAAGCCCAUGGGUCAUGCAGGUACCUUCACCUCUGGUUUUGCAGCUGCUUCAGGCCAGACUCGGUAAAGAGCAUCUGGCUGUGGUUUGCUGGUGUGAGGGAUAGCUCCCUAAGAGGCCUUAGGGACCUCCCAGAGGAAACUUGAACUAUUUGGAGAAAGUCUCAAACAGUCUCAGUCUAUAACUCACAUUGGCCUUGAGCUCACAGCAGUCCUCCUGCCUCAGCCUCCCAAGUGCUGGGAUUAUAGGGGUGAGCACCAUUCCUGGCUUAGGAAUGUGACCUUGAGGUUGGGCUUCUAGACCAGGAGUGGCUGCAAAUGCAUAAACACCCCACCCCGACUCCUGUGAGAAAGAUGGCCGCAGGCUGACUGCAGCAGACCUGUGCCAGCUGGUGGAGGGACACACUUGAGACAGACACACUCAUGUUUUCAGACCAAGAGCACUGCCUUCCAGGGGGUGGGUAGGAACUGGAUACGAGGGUAUCCUCUGAAUGGAAAAGCACGCACCAAAAGUUCUGGAGGCCAGAAGUCCCAGCACAAAGAGACCUUCAGGGCAGGAGGUGAAUCUUGUCCUUGGCUUGUAGGAGGAGUUCCUCCGUUUCUGCCUUGGCCAUCACACUGCCCUGUCCUGUGAGUCUCUCCAGAGUGACCUUAUCUUAACAUCUGCGAAGAUCCACUUCAGGUUGCAGUCUAAGGUUCUAGGGGUUAGGAUUUUGACAUGGACUUGGAAUGAAGGACUGCUGUUCAGUCCAAACAUCCUAGAACAUGUGUUGACAAGUCACCUUCCCUGUGACUGACCCUCACUCUUGGAGCAAGGCAAAGGGGUCUAAAUGAUCCCUUCUCAAAAUCUACACAGGACCAUGGGAUAGUCAAUUACCUGAAAAAGCUUCAAAGGUUGGGUAAGAAACCCCUCUCCCCCCACCUCCUCUUCAUCUCUCUGUCAAAGCAAAAGAAGGAACCUUGUCCCCAAAUGUCUGGCCCUCUGUAAGCAGGUCAAGAUUCCCCAGACAGGGGGGCCCUCCGAGCUCUAACCAACAUGAGCCUGGAUUUCUCACAGGAGCGUUCUUUUAAAAUAGCACCCAGAUGCCCAAAGGAAGCUAUAUUGUAGAUUGUGUUCUAUUUCUGGUUUCUCAAGUCUAAAUGGGGUUGUCGCACCUGUUGGUAUGAAGCAGGGAAUCUCACAGCCUAAAAUAAAGUGGAAUGUUUUCCCCCUUUGGUUCCAGCC